AUGACGGAGGUUGGGUAUGGAUCAAAUCAGUCUAGAGGAGCAACAAGAUCCGCCACCCCAUUACGGCGUUGCAGCCUCUCAAGAGUUCCAGAAAGGUCGUUGAUAUCAUUGAGGACCCCAGUUAGCUUCAGCUGUGGGGGAUGGGCAAGUCUUCCCGUGCUCGUCUUUUUGAUUCUGGAUAAUUUAUUAGAACCCAUUGACCAUGUUCGUUUUGCUGCUGUUUGCAAGCAAUGGCGUUCUAUGUCCAAACUCUAUAAUCAAGCAACGCAACGGUGGCGCAAUAAACAACUUGCCCCCAUGCUCUUGAUCCCAAACCAGGACGAUGACCACCGAAGAGUAGUGUACAGCAUUUCUGAAGGAAGAGUUUAUAGCAAUAUUCGGCUGCAAGUACCUUUUAGCAGGAGGUGUUGUGGCUCUAGCCAUGGCUGGUUGGCCACAGUUGAUACAACAGAGCAAGGAUGUCCGGUGGUAGUACUCAGGAACCCUUUCACAAAAGCAAAGCCCAUCUUUCUCCCUCCCUUGGAUAUCCUUAUCGCAAAGUACGAAACCUCUUACCAUGAGCAUUACGUUCGUAAGGUUAUCUUGUCCGUUGACCCCACUAUGAAUCCAGAGAAUUAUGUGGUUGUAGCACUUUGCGGUCGCUGGCCUAUGUUGGCUUUCAUCAAGGCAGGUCAAAACACUUGGACUUACCCCAGCCCAAAUGGUAACUUUGGUGAUGUUAUAUUCUAUAAAAGCAAAGUGUACGCACUUGAAGCCAUGGGAGACAUUGAGUCAUUGGAUGUUUUUAGCAGUGAUAGUAACCCUUCACAGCCGCCACAACUGAAGCCACGCACACCUUUUCGGCCAUUUGAACCUUAUUGUUUUCAUGCAUAUCUUGUGGAAUCAAUUAAGGGAGAUUUGUUGCAUAUCUUAAGAUUUUAUGCGUUAAUUGAUGGUAGGUUCAACUAUGGUGCUGGGCGGCGGACUACGCACUUCAUGAUUUACAAGUGGGUGUUUGACAAUGAAGAUGAAGGAUCUAUUGGGCACAAUGUUGAGGUGAAAAGCAUUGGAGAUGAGGCUCUCGAUGAUUACAUAUCAAACUAUCCAUCCUUAGAGGGUGAUGAACCAUAUGAUAUGGGUAUCUUCAACUUGGAGGACGGAACCAUCACACAACAUUACUCUCUACACUCCAAUUCGCAGAGAGCGAUUUGGGUUGUGCCGCCAUUUAAUGGACUAUUUUAG
Molecule: messenger RNA, 1221 nt
Organism: Prunus armeniaca (apricot)
Lineage: Eukaryota; Viridiplantae; Streptophyta; Magnoliopsida; Rosales; Rosaceae
Source: the annotation of a GenBank genome assembly